GGCAGCAGGACCACGCGGAGCCCUCGUGUCAGCUCACUGCUCACACAGCCGUCUGUCGUUCACACAAACAGCUGACUGAGACGGUAACGCUGUAAUAUUUACAGUCUAUGUGUGAAACCGAGAGGAAUAGUCCUUUAAUUUUUUCUCGUUGUUAUUUGGGUAAUAAUGGUAUGAAGAUAUGGCCAAGCGACCGGGGACAGACGACGGGAUGCUCACUUCUCCGACCAUUCUCCGGGAUUUCUCCGGAGAAGUGAACAUGGACUGCAGCGACGGAGCCGUCGACGUCUCCCUGGAGGAGAUCCUCCAUCUGUACAGCCAGCCGAUAAACGAGGAGCAAGCGUGGGCAGUGUGCUAUCAAUGCUGUCGGACUUUAGCGCAGACACAACGGAGGAAAGGCUCCAAGUCUGCUGCCGGUGCCUCGGCUGCAGUCUACCCGAGGAGGAUCGAGGGACCCGGGGAUGUAAGGAUCUGGAGAGACGGGACUGUUAAACUGCAAUUUGAAGACAACACAGACAAGUACGGAUCGGCCCCCACGUCAUUAGAGGUAAUCGACUCGCUGGGUAUCAUGAUCUAUAAAGCGCUAGACUACGGCCUCAAAGAAAACGAGGAGCGCGAACUCAGCCCUCCGCUGGAGCGCCUGAUCGACAUGAUGACCAACAUCCAGGAAUCGGAGAGUGACUCGUGUCCCGACGAGGGCUACGAGGCCACAGAGGAGGAGGACGAGUGUGAGGAGGAAGGAGAGGAGGAAGAGGAGCUCGUCUGCACUCCCGGCACCUGUUCAGUCACAAGUAUCCGCUGCUAUCGAGACAUCGUCAUGCUAUGUUCUUCACACCUCCCCAGCCCAUCAGACGCCCCCAACCACUACCAGGCUGUGUGUCGUGCUCUCUAUGCAGAGACGAAGGAGCUACACACCUUCCUGGAGAAGAUCAAGAGUGCCAAAGAGAACCUUCGGAAAAUGGAGGGUGGUACUCGGGAGGAACCUGAUCGAGACCUCGAUGAGCUUCAAAACGCAGACUGGGCACGGUUCUGGGUGCAGGUGAUGCGAGAUCUACGUGAUGGAGUGAAGCUGAAGAAGGUUCAGGAGCGCCAGUACAACCCUCUACCCAUUGAAUAUCAGCUCACACCGUAUGAGAUGCUGAUGGACGACAUCCGCUCCAAACGAUACAAACUGAGAAAAGUAAUGGUGAAUGGAGACAUCCCGCCAAGGUUAAAGAAGAGCGCACAUGACAUCAUACUAGAAUUCAUCAGGUCACGACCACCCCUCAACCCUGUCGCUGCCCGCAAAUUGAAACCCCACCCGGCACGUCCCCCAAGCCUCCACGAGCGACUGCUGGAGGGCAUUAAAGCUGAGAGGAAGCUCCGGCCCGUCUCACCGGACAUGAUCCGCAGGACGCGCUUAGUCAUGCGACCUCUUAGCAUGUCUUACAGUUUUGACUCAUCAGGUGCAGGGAAAAGCAUCAGCACUCCUCAGGACUUGUUCCGCACGCCAGACACUCCCGACGCACCCAGGAAGUUGGCCAUCAGCACUCAGUCUCUGGCUAGCGGCACCACGGGACCCAGUCAAGGCGGAGUGCAGCCGCUGAGUCAGAGGAAGAGGCUGCUCAGAGCGCCCACACUGGCCGAGCUGGACAGCUCAGAGUCUGAUGAUGAACCCACACGGAGCAGCUCUAGUAUGUCCACGUCUUUACUAGACGACACAUCACCCGACUCUGUCGUAGGAAAGAAGGUUCCUCCAAAGUUCCUCCCCAUCUCUGCCACCCCACAACCAGACAAGCGACAGUCUCCUCAGAGGCGGCACUCCAUCGAGAAGGAGGCCCCGACUAGUGUCCGGCCGUUUGUGCCUCCAUCCAGACAGAGCUCCAAGUCUCUGCGGAAAUCGGAUCCCAAAGCCGAGGUGGAAGCUUCCAGCAGUGCUCAGGGCUCGGAGGAGUUCUGUUAUCCGGUGGAGUGUCUGGCUCUGACGGUGGAGGAGGUGAUGCACAUCAGACAGGUUCUGGUAAAGGCCGAGCUGGAGAAGUUUCAGCAGUACAAAGAAGUCUAUACAGCCCUCAAGAAAGGAAAGCUUUGCUUUUCAUGUCGGACCAAGAAGUUCUCUCUCUUCACCUGGUCCUACACCUGCCAGUUCUGCAAAAGACCUGUGUGUUCCCAGUGCUCUAAAAAGAUGCGGCUGCCAUCUAAGCCCUACUCCACCAUGCCCAUCUAUUCUUUGGGUCCAAGUGCUGUGGCUAAAGGAGAAGGAAGUGGAGCAUCUGCCCCUCCUGAUCCAGAAAAGAAUCCAUUUGGGUCUGGACACAGCCGACACAGUCUACGCAGAAGUGUUUAUAAGUUUUCUAAGCACAGCAGUGGUAGCAGCAAAGAUGGCCACUCACAAGACGAGCCUGACCUGCCCAAGGAGCUUACAGAGGACUGGGUCACCAUGGAGAUCUGCAUAGACUGCAAAAAGUUCAUCACAGAAAUCAUCUCCUCCAGCAAGCGCAGCCUGUGCGUUGCCACCAAGCGUGCCCGUCUCAAUCGAAAUAAAAAAACCCAAUCCUUCUACAUGUCAUCGUCUAACUCUGUCAACUUUAGACCGUCUGAACGCGCCAUCAGUGAAGUUUAGUAACUAGCCCCUCCUUGUGCGCUUUUGUUCACACCUAGAGCUAAGACGUCCAAUGGCAGAAAUAUCCACCUCUUAGUCUAGUUUUUACACGGAUUGGUUCAGUGCGAUGAUGAAGUCAGUCCACCCCACCCCAGAGUUAGCAAAGGUUGUGAUACCUAUAGCAGUCUCAGGAAAAGUUGGCACACUUCGAUAGGUCAUGACUAGUCAGGAAAGUAGCUGCCAGAUAACAAAGGGGAGCCAUGUUUGUAUCGGUCUGAAAAUUCAGGACACCUCGGGUUAAACGGAUAACUAGAGCUGCAGAUGUGGCUAAAGACCAUACUCACAAGGCGGCCAUUUUCCUCCAACAUUUAGCACAGGGGUGGGAAGCCUAAAUGCUUUUUGUCAGUCCUAUAAAUGUGUGUUUUUUUAGCAGUGGUUUUUAAUGAACUACUUCCAGAUUGAUCAGCUUCUGGAUGACAAUAAGCAUUGAAAAUUAGGAGGGAAAGCUGGUCACAUUUAAGAUUAAACAACAUAAAGGAUAAUCUGUUAGCAACAGUUGUUCAACAGCUAAAGUUAGCAUCUGGCCAUCUGCUGGAUAGCUUAACUGAAAGCUAAUUUUACUGAUUGUUCAUUUUUACACAUUAUUUUAGGAAAGCCUUACAUUCAUAGCUAAUAUUAUGUUAGCCUGGAACAAACAGCUAGCAAGCUAACAUAAUCUGCGCUCAUUUAUUGUAUUCUAGAUAGAAAGGGCUUUAAUGCUAGUGAAGUAGCUGGGUUAUAACAUUUUUAGGUUUUUAUUUGUAAUAGAGCCAGAUUUCCUAUCUUACUUUGGCGUUCGAUUGUCUGUUGGGUUGCUUCUUUGAUCAGGACAUGAUAAAAAUGAUAAAGUCAGGUUACUAACAUUUAUACAAGUUACAAACUGAAAUACAGAACAUUCACAUUAUGGCAGCAUUUGCGCUUCCCAGGAAAAUGGUCGUUGUGAGAAUAUGGCAAAUUGCUAAAAAAAAAUGCGUUUCACAAAAGAGCUAAAUAAAACAGACUGGAAAGCCAAAUGCUGAAGUGGUACAAAGGCCCAUCCCUAAUCUAGUUUUGUCUAGUUCCUGUUUACUUCUAGCACUCAGGAUGAACAACAGAUUGUCACUUGACAGAAAAUGCACUGUAGAUCCUGCUGUCAGGUCUGUUGGGGGUAAAUCUCCGCCACUCUCCGGCCCCUCUCAUCUUCUUCCAGCAACAAUUAUGCCAAAUGUUACAUCAUUAAUUUUUAUAGCAAAUGUGUAAAUGCAUACAUACUGUUCUCCUAUGCUGUAGGGACGACAUGUUAAGGAGUACGAUCAUUUUAUGUGGGUGGGUUAUUACUUUUAAUGUAAAUUCAAUUCUGUGCCUGGUGCCAAAAUGUUUUUGUUUUUUCCUUUUGAAUGCCUUUUGUAGUUGCGGACCUACUGUACAUGUGUGUCAAGAAUUCAGUGGGAGACAUUUUUUAAGUUAAUCCAAGGUGUCUUUUCUCUCAUGUUUCAAGCUGGGUGGUGGAAGCACAGAAAAAAGGGUGUGUACAUGCUGUAAAUCUUCAUUGUUCAAAAUUUAAUAUAAGAAAACUUUACUAAGUAGAAGUAUGAUUUAACCAUGUUUUAAGAUUUCUGCCUCUGAAGUUUCUUCAUCUGAAACAUUCAUUUUUAGUGUAAUUAUGUUUGUGUCAUCAAAUUAAGAUAUUAUUUCUAUUGUAUAGUUUAUACAUUCUUCAGUGUUAAGAUACUCCUCUAAAAUCGCACUUUUAUUUGACCAAUUUAUUGUUUAUGUUGGGUCUAUUGUCUUAAUUAAUAACAGUUAUUAUAACAACCAUUGUUUUUCACCUCUCGGGUGUCCAUUGUGCCAUUUCCCAGGGUUCCUUGUGAAUGAAAGUUUGUGUGAUUGGUUGUGUGCAAGAAAGAAAUAGUUGUUAAAACAAACUGAAACACUCCAGUUAAUUGAAUGAAGGCUUUUGAAUUGUAAAACUGUCAUUGGAAUAUGCUUUAUGAACUCUUGUUCCUAUAGUGCGUUUUGUGGCAGUUGUGACCAAAUUAACAAGUUAAUGUUAAAAACAAGGCCUUGUUCUAGAGAAAACAUCCAUGUGACCAGUUUUAUUUUAGACCCCUGUAUGGAACGUAUGCAUGCUGUACUGUGGUCCCUUUGUUUUUAUCAAAGAAAUUCUAAUAAAAUCAUAAAUAAAUGAUUCUUAUCA
This is a messenger RNA of Labrus mixtus (cuckoo wrasse), 4793 nucleotides long. RefSeq names its product spire-type actin nucleation factor 1a (gene spire1a). Bases 179 to 2599 code for a protein of 806 amino acids. Gene Ontology annotation, molecular function: actin binding. Lineage: Eukaryota; Metazoa; Chordata; Actinopteri; Labriformes; Labridae. Gene Ontology annotation, cellular component: cell cortex; cytoplasmic vesicle membrane. The record is from RefSeq and is a predicted model, not a curated record. Gene Ontology annotation, biological process: actin filament network formation; intracellular transport; establishment of meiotic spindle localization. The transcript has 20 exons.